This is a messenger RNA of Dipodomys ordii (Ord's kangaroo rat), 2174 nucleotides long. RefSeq names its product regulatory solute carrier protein, family 1, member 1 (gene Rsc1a1). The record is from RefSeq and is a predicted model, not a curated record. NCBI's taxonomy places the organism in Eukaryota, Metazoa, Chordata, Mammalia, Rodentia, Heteromyidae. The transcript is spliced from 2 exons. The coding region runs from base 95 to 1864 and encodes 589 amino acids.
GCGUCCGAAGCCAUGAUGCAUGUAGUGUGUGUGUGCUGCAGCUGGAGUGGGCCCCAGACCAGAAAAAAGUGGUAAAGAAUCUACCUCACUGGGAAUGUCAUCGUUACCAACUUCAGAUGGAUUUAACCAUCCAGCUCAUUCUUUGGGACAGAGUCCUGAGAUUGAUAGUCCUCCGAGUCUUGCUCGCUCUGUCUCUGCUUCAGUCUGCCCUAUCAAGCCCAGUGACCCAGAUAGCAUUGAAACUACAGCUGUGAAGGCUGUGAAGGCUUCAGCUGAGUUCCACAUGAAUUCUAAAGAGAAAGACACUCUUUCUCCACAGGAUCUUCCUGACCUCGCUCCCUCAGCAGACCAGACUCCAGUUAUGCCUUUGCAUAAUUUAUCUGAAGAAGCAGUCAUUACAGAUACUCUGCAGAAAUCUGAAAAAAACACCCAGGGCCUCGAAUUUUAUCUCCACACAAGACAGGAAGCUAGUUUAUCUGUCACAACUACUACCAUGCAUGAAUCACUGACAUUUGUAGGUGAAAAGAAUUGGCACCCAGAAAAUCAGAGCCUGAGUCAAAUGAAUGGCCUUCAGCAGCACCACGAGCCAGGGAGUGAACAGCAUGAGGUGGCACAGCAGAGAGCUCCAUGGGACAGAGGACACCUCUGUGACAUGGGGGACCUUGAGCUUCAUGAGGAAAGACAAGACCAGCCCAAAUUUGCUGAUAUGGAAGCUGCAAUGAAAGAAGCUGGGCAUCAAGAGAGUGUCCUUCCAGGUGCAGGAUGCUCUAGCUGCUCUGAUGCAGACAUUCUGAUGGAAGUAGAUGUCGUUGAACAGUCCCUAACUACUGUGCUUGAUUCAGCAGGCCAUGUGAGCACCGGGAUCAAGAACACUGAGGUAUCGGAUCUUGUCUCAGAUAGUCUUUCAAUGGAAGUAGAACCAGCAAAACAAGACUCCUCAGAAAGUUUCAGUGAUUCCAUCUGCACUCAGGAUUUGCAGCCAGCUGGAAUUAAUGUUGAAAUGUCUGGAACAAAUAAAGAAUGUGGCAAUUACUCCCCCUCUUUAAGUUAUCAGCCCUCCAUGGAAUCAGAAGAAUCUUGUUCAUCUGUAACAGCAGCCUUGAAAGAACUUCAUGAACUUUUGGUCAUCAGUAGUAAGCCAGCCUCAGAAAAUGCAUCUGAGGAAACUACCUGCCAAUCAGAAACAGUAGCUGAGCGCCAAACAAGUAUUGAGGAUCUAUCAGAAAAGUGGAUCCAGUGUGAGCAUCUGACCCACUGUGACCAGUGUCCUCAAGUCUCCUGUCACCAGGCCAGUUCUGGUGGCCUAUCAGUGAAGACAGGAAACUUAGGCUUAGAAGAUGGAGAAAAUACUUGCUUUGGAGGUCCAGGUGGCGAUCAGUCAGCUGACAAGGAGGGGGUCCCCAGGUCUAGGGGGUCAAUAAGCGAGAGGAAUUCUGAUACUGUAACUUCAACUAAAUCAUCUAACCAAUUACACUGCACCUUAAGUAUUGUCCCUGGUGAAGGGGGUGAGGGGGGUGCACUCAGUCAGACUUCUGAGCAAAGUAAGUCUUUGCCCUCCGGUUUCAUACUGGUUAAGGACUUGGGUCAGGGUAGACAUAAUCCAGCAACAGCCAGGCCUGAAACUGGAGAAAACAUCUCUCCUGAAGCUACAAGGUCAUUUCUUGAAUUGGAACCACCUUCCAGCCAGCCACCAUCAAGUCCCUCCACUCUUCCACCAUUCAUCUUUCCUGCUGCAGAUAUUGACCGGAUUCUCCGUGCAGGCUUUACUUUGCAGGAAGCACUUGGGGCUUUACAUCGAGUUGGUGGAAAUGCAGACCUUGCACUUCUUGUUUUGCUAGCAAAGAACAUUGUAGUUCCUACAUAACUAUGGGAAAUGGGCUAGACCGUACUUCAUUCCCUUACACAAACAAAGCUCUAUAUACACACAUACACACUCACCACAUACACAGUAUAUGUAGAAACCUGCAAGCAGAAUGUUGAGCCAGACUUUUUUUUUUUAAGAUUUUUUUUUUUUCCGGCCAAAGUAAUUUAUGAUCUCUUGUCUGAUGAUUUUUUUUGUCUAUUCUACUUGUUAAGAUUUGGGCCUUUUUAAAUGUAUUGGCAGUUAUGUGCAUACAAAAGCUUUUUAUUCUCAUUAAGAUGAUGUAUUCUGGAAUAAAAUGAAUGGUUUUGUG